AUGGCUCUGCGGUGUGUGGCGCUCUGUGCACUCAGCAGCCGGGGCCAUGUGCAGACAGUGCCAGUGGUAUUUGAUGACGUCGCGGUCUAUUUCUCCCGGGAGGAGUGGGACAUGUUUGCGGAGUGGCAGAAGGAGCUGUACCGGGAGGUGAUGACGGAGAACUAUGAAAUGCUGCUUUCUUUGGGUUACCCGGGCCCCAAGCCUGACCUCUUAUAUCGGCUGGAGCGUGGGGAAGAGCCGUGGGUCCACACCCCGCAGGGCCCCGUGGCGUGGGAGAGCCCCUCUCCGGAGGAGGAGGAGCAGUGCUGUGAGCCGUGGGUCAGCCCCCAGCAGGACUCCCUGGUGUGGGAGCCUCCGGAGAGUCCCUGCCAAGGCGGCGAUGUCCUGAGUGGGCCCGGGGAGCAGCAGCGCCGGUUAUGGGCCAGCAUCCUCCAGUGCGCCGUGGCAGGGGAGAGACCCGAGAGCAUCGGCCGAGCAGAUGGCAGGGCCAGGAGCAGUUCUGAGGAGCAGCAUCCGGACGACGGGGCUGAGACCCUGCAGCCCUACAGGGUGUUACUCUGGGGAUCAGAAGAGGGAGCUGUCCUGAGCCCUGAACUGCAAGAGACCUCCCGGAGCUCGCGUGGGUCUCAGAGACCGGAGAGAGAGCAGCGUUCCCAAGAAGGAGAAACCCCACAAGUGCCCGGAGUGCGGGAAAGGCUUCCGGAGGAAGUGGGACCUGACCAAGCACCAGAGACCCCACUCGGGGCGCCCUACCCCUGCCGGACUGCAGCAAGAGCUUCAGCCACGUCUCCAACCUCAUCAAGCACCAGCGCAUCCACACCGGGAGCGGCCGCCGCCUGCAACCUCUGCGGGCGCAGCUUCACCCUGAAGCAGGUGCUGGUCGGCACCAGCGCAUCCACACGGGCGGCGGCCCUUCGCCUGCACCGACUGCGACAAGAGCUUCAGGACAAGCAGAAGCUGACCAUCCACCAGCGCAUCCACGGGCGGCGGCCCUACGUCUGUGCCGACUGCGGCAAGAGCUUUGGGCAGAGCCAGCGGCUCAAGGCGCACCGCGCAUCCACACGGGAGAAGCCCUACCUCUGCAGCGACUGCGGCCGGGCCUUCAGCCAGGUCUCCAAUCUGUACACGCACUGGCGCACCCACACGGGCGAGCGCCCCUACCCCUGCACCUACUGCGGCAAGAGCUUCAGCCUGAAGCACGACCUCACCAAGCACCAGCCCGGUGCACACGGCAGCGCCCCUACCCUGCACGGACUGCGACAAGAGCUUCAGCCAGAAGCAGGACCUCACCAAGCACCAGCCCGGGUGCACACGGCGGCGCCCUACCCCUGUGCCCAGUGCGGCAAGAGCUUCAGCAACGUGUCCAACCUCCUUGCCCACCAACGGACCCACCUGGGGCAGCGGCUCCCAGCGGCCGGCCGGGCCCAGCCCGGCCAGGAAUGA
Molecule: messenger RNA, 1443 nt
Organism: Mauremys reevesii (Reeves's turtle)
Lineage: Eukaryota; Metazoa; Chordata; Testudines; Geoemydidae
Product: zinc finger protein 777-like
Exons: 7
Coding region: 1-1443 (480 amino acids)
Biological process (GO): negative regulation of transcription by RNA polymerase II
Molecular function (GO): DNA-binding transcription repressor activity, RNA polymerase II-specific
Source: RefSeq, a predicted model, not a curated record